Molecule: messenger RNA, 1530 nt
Organism: Didymosphaeria variabile
Lineage: Eukaryota; Fungi; Ascomycota; Dothideomycetes; Pleosporales; Didymosphaeriaceae
Exons: 2
Coding region: 1-1530 (509 amino acids)
Biological process (GO): transmembrane transport
Cellular component (GO): plasma membrane; fungal-type vacuole membrane
Molecular function (GO): transmembrane transporter activity
Source: RefSeq, a predicted model, not a curated record
AUGUCAGCGGAGAAAGUCGGCGAGCAUGCGACAAGCUCAUCGCUGUCGAGCGCUGAUCGCAGUAACACACCCAUCAAGUCCGAGCAUGGAAUUUUGGCCAGAUUGCGUGCCUUCGAAGCCAGGCUCGAUGCGAAAUUAGGCAUCGAGUCUGAGGCCAUCACCCGGAAGCGGCCUGAGGAGAAAGGACCAGUACCGUGGCAUCACCAACUUACUAUGUUCUUCCUGUGGGCCUCGGGAACCAUGAAUACAUCGUGUUUCGCGACUGGAUUUCUCGGCUGGGAGUUUGGCUUGACGCUCAGGCAGUCAAUUGUCAUUACCAUAUUCGCGUCCAUACUAGGCGGCGCGGCGACAGGUUUUGCUGCAACUUUUGGCGCGCCGACCGGUCUCAGACAAAUUUCCGUGUCACGUUAUGCAUUUGGAUGGUGGCCUAACAAGGUCAUUGCGGCUCUCAACACCAUUGUACAAAUAGGAUGGGCUUCCGUCGCAUGCAUCACAGGCGGACUCGCAUUGACGGCGGUCGCGGAUGGCCACAUCUCCUUGAUUGUGGGCAUAGUUAUUCUCGCAGUGGUCGCUACUUUUAUCUCAUUUAUCGGUCUGAAAGCCAUCUUGGUAUACGAACGCUAUGCGUGGUUCGCGUUCUUCAUCAUAUUUAUGAUAUUCUUCGGUAUGACGGGCAAAUAUGCGGAUAACUCGACGCAAACCGAGCUUAAAGGCGCAAAUCUUAGCGGACAGGUCCUGAGCUUGAUUGCUAUUGUCUACGGUAGCUCCGCCUCGUGGCAGACUAUGGCGUCCGACUACUACGUUCACUACCCAGCGAACAUCUCCCGCCUCAAGGUAUUCCUUAUGACUACGUUCGGUAUUGCUAUCCCAACCUCUAUUGGAAUGAUAGCGGGCUGCGUCGUCUCCUCAGGCUUGAAUAACCGAGCGGAUUGGAAAGACGUCUACGAAAAUGAUGGCCUGGGCUUCCUCAUCCAAACCAUGAUCUAUCCACGCGGCUUCGCAAAAUUCAUACUUACGUUACUCGUUCUCUCCGGCAUCAAUGUCAACGUCAUUUCCAUCUAUAGCGCUGCUAUUUCCUGCCAGCAAUUUGCCCGUCCGUUCGCCAGAGUUCCCCGCUUCAUCUGGAUUAUCCUUUGCUUUGCCGCAAUUCUUGGACUGGCUGUCGGUGGCCGCGAAAAGCUGAACACCUACCUUCAAAACUUCCUCAGUUUGCUCGGAUACUGGUGCACUCAAUACUUUGUUAUUCUGUUCAGCGAGCACGUCAUUUUCCGGAAGAUGAACUUUGACAACUACGACCUCGAGGGCUGGAACGACCCAAAGCGGCUGCCAGUCGGUAUCGCUGCUGGCACAGCUUUCGCUAUUGGUAUUAUUGCCUGGGUCAUGGGUAUGGUAGAGACGUGGUACGUGGGACCUCUGGGUAAACUCAUAGGAGAGGAUGGAGGCGAUAUUGCGAACGAAUUCACAUUUGUGAUUACUGCCCUGGUCUACAUUCCAGCGAGGUAUCUCGAGAAGAAGAUCAUCGGGAAAUAA